Molecule: messenger RNA, 3301 nt
Organism: Megachile rotundata (alfalfa leafcutting bee)
Lineage: Eukaryota; Metazoa; Arthropoda; Insecta; Hymenoptera; Megachilidae
Gene: P58IPK
Product: dnaJ homolog subfamily C member P58IPK
Biological process (GO): protein folding in endoplasmic reticulum
Cellular component (GO): endoplasmic reticulum
Molecular function (GO): misfolded protein binding; protein-folding chaperone binding
Source: RefSeq, a predicted model, not a curated record
ACCAAUCGUGUAAGACCACGAUCGCAAUGGCGGCGUGGCUGAACAAUUUUGCGUUAUCGGGUGGUUAAGUAGUGGUUUCUAAAACCAGCAGGUCGGUUUUCUUAUUUAUUGAAGCGUUCAUAUCACAGUGUUUCAAACAUUUGUUCAGUCAUGUACCACUGCGGUAUAUUAUUGGUCUUAUUAGAUCUGUCUUUGGAUGUGGUUGGAAGUGUUUCACAGUUAGAAAUUGACAGACAUUUGGAAUUAGGUAGAGAAUUUUUGGCAAAGGGACAGUUGCAAGAUGCAUUGUCACAUUAUCAUGCUGCUAUUGAGGGAGAUCCGAAUAAUUAUUUGACAUAUUAUAAGAGGGGUACUGUAUAUCUAGCAUUAGGUAAAGCUAAAUUUGCACUUCUUGAUCUUGACAAAGUUUUGGAGUUGAAGCCUGAUUUUACAUCUGCAAGAUUACAACGUGGCAAUGUAUUGCUUAAACAAGCUGAAUUCAGCAGAGCAGAUGCUGAUUUUCGAGAUGUGCUAGCAGUUGAACCAUAUAAUACAGAUGCCUUAAAUUCUUUGUAUAAAAUAGCACCUGUAGAAGAAGAUUUAAAACUUGUAGACAGAUUAAUGAAAAACAAGGAUUACACAACAGCUGCACAACUACUUACUAAAAUUAUUGAAGUGUGUCCAUGGUCGGCUGAGUUAAGAGAAAAAAGAGCCGAAUGUUAUGAAGCACUUGAAAAUUAUGUUAGUGCCAUCUCUGAUAUUCGUUCUACCACUAAAUUACAAUCUGACAAUACGCAGGGAUUUUUAAAGUUAGCAACUUUACAAUAUCGCAUUGGACAAGUAGAUGAAUCAUUAAAGGAAAUUCGAGAAUGUUUGAAACUUGAUCCAGAUCAUCCAAAAUGUUUUGCACUUUACAAGAAAGUUAAAAAAAUAGCAAAACUGUUAACAGAUGCACAGUCAUCUGAAGACGCAAGAGAUUAUGACAGGUGUAUAGAAAAUGCACAGUCUGUACUUAAACUGGAACCAAAUGUACCCAAUGUACGUUUUAUUGUUCACCAACUGUUAUGUAAGUGCUAUACUGGCAGUACAGAAUCAAGUCAAGCAAUCAAACAUUGUCAAGAGGCAUUAAAAAUACGAAAGGAACCAGGAGUAUAUUGUGAUAGUGCAGAAGCAUAUCUAUCUGCCGAAAUGUUCGACGAUGCAAUAAGAGAUUUCAAAGAAGCAUUGGAAAUUGAUCCAAGCCUACAAAGGGCCAAACAAGGUCUCCACAAAGCACAACAACGACAAAAACUUUCAGAGUCGCGAGAUUAUUAUAAAAUCCUAGGUGUGCCAAGGACAGCAUCGAAACGUGAUAUUAUUAAAGCGUACCGAAAGGCCGCACAAAAGUGGCAUCCUGAUAACUUUCAGGAGGGAGAGGAAAAGAAACGUGCAGAGAAAAGAUUUAUCGACAUUGCAGCUGCCAAAGAAGUAUUGACUGACGAUGAGAAAAGGGCAAAAUUCGACCAAGGAGAAGAUCCGUUAGAUCCUGAAUCGGGGAAGCAUCCGCAAGGUUUCAAUCCCUUCCAAGAAUUCCAUCACUUCCAUGGUUCUCCCUUCCAGUUUAAGUUCCAUUUCAAUUAGCCAUCUCUUCAUCUUCACGGCAAUUAGCCCAAGUUAAAUUCCGAAAUUUUCAUAGUGUCGCUUCGUAUGUGACACGAUUUUUGCUACCUUAGCUGGAAUUUCAUUUUGCUAAUCUACCUCGUCGGUAGUCAUACGUCUUGCAUCUGCAUGGAAUUAAAAGACUGUCAAUCAAUCAGUAAGUCAAGAGAGACCAAUAAAUAACUGAAAUGUAUCUUACAUACAUUAUUAGAAAUUGUAUUGAGCGAACGAGGUUAUGAUCUUAUUAUUUUUCAGUUGGCAACUUGAUAAUGUGACUAUUGAAAUUUUAUAUACAGAGACACGUAAAAUAGAGUAUUACAGUAUUUCUGUUGUAUUGGAAGAUACAAAGGAAAAGGUUCAAGAAGUGUAAUAUUGGACAGAUUAUGUUUUUAAAGAUUAUAGGUUAGAGUUUUCAUUUUUCAUUAGGUUUAAACCCAAAUAACUCUUCUGAUAUUGUGUUUGUUUCUUAAUGUUUCCCGGAGUCUAAUAGUCCUGGAUAUCUGAAUGCAUGAAAUAAAUACAAAUAAUAUUUAUGAUAUUUAUUAAUAUUUAUUUCAUCAAUCUGAGUCAUGUGCAAUAUUUGUCAGGAUUACAAAGCAAGCAUUCACAAUGAACAUAUUUAAAAUCUAUUUUUGGUCUUUGUACUUUUGAAUACAACAGAAAUAUUUUUCAGGAAAGUAUACAUAGUGUACAUAAUCGGUAUGAUCGCGUGCAACUUAGAUUUUCCUUAAUUAAAAGAAGGUGUAGGAGAAAGUGUCAUACCACCUGUUCUAAUUGUCCUUCGAGAAAGGAAAUUUUAGGCUAAGUAAUGUCACGAGUAGAAGUCUCUUAGACUUAUUUUUAACGAAGAGAAAUCUGUUGCAUUCGAAUGUACGAUGGGGAGCAUUUUUCACUUCCCCCAGGAAAAAAUGGCGACGUAGGGAAAAGCCCCAACACUAACCAUAAUACUCAAAAGUUAUCACAAAAGUCAUUUCGUUGUAUCGCCUCGCAGUAUAUACUCUCGUGUUAUAUUGCCACAAUAAUAAAUUGAUCUGAUUAAACAUAAAAAGUGGUCACUGAGAUUUGAGUAUUAUAGCUAGUGGGUCUUCUUCCCACAAGGCUUAUAUUAUUGCAAUGUUAGCUUUGUGCUUCUUCCUCUACAUCUCCAUUGUUCCUCAGGAAAAACUCCACCAGUGUACACAUAUUUCUAAUAAUUUGUAUCAAAUGAUCAUAAUUUCAAUUGACUUACUGAGAAGAAUUAAACGGAAAAACAUAGUUGAUGCAGACUGAACGUAAACAAACGAUUUCCAAUGACGCGCAUAAUUUUUUUGUAUAAAUUUCGAUACACGGCACGGAAGUCGUAACUUAAAUUCUUACAAUUUAGCAAACAAACCGUAGGAUGUAUGGCGGUGACACUGCCAUUGAGUGUUACGGCGGGCUGUGGAUCAUUGAGUUUAGCUUGAAAUUGUACGAUGAAUUAGAUCGAAUUAUAAAUAUAACGAAAGUCAUUUGCGAUCAUUGUCAUCGAGUACAGUCUCGCUAUUUAGGUACGAAUAAUGCGGUAUAAUCACCACGCUGUGGACUGUAUUGGAUGAUGGUAAACAUAGGACAGUGUGCGUGUUGCGUUUGCAUGAGUGUGAGAGAAUUUUAUGUAAAUACUGUAUCUCUAACAUUUGUUUAAAUAUAUUUGAAUAAUUUAUACAUA